Messenger RNA from Danio aesculapii, 8324 nucleotides. It is a transcript of the gene gpr158b, whose product is annotated as G protein-coupled receptor 158b. The record is from RefSeq and is a predicted model, not a curated record. Gene Ontology annotation, biological process: G protein-coupled receptor signaling pathway. Gene Ontology annotation, cellular component: membrane. The transcript has 11 exons. Lineage: Eukaryota; Metazoa; Chordata; Actinopteri; Cypriniformes; Danionidae. The coding region runs from base 170 to 4030 and encodes 1286 amino acids. Gene Ontology annotation, molecular function: G protein-coupled receptor activity.
CCACCACAUCUACGCGCUCGAGACAGAUCCACGGAAUGCCAGCGGUCUAUAGAUGUUGGUGUAGCGGUCGGUGUGUGGAUUUGUCUGAUUGAACCAUUAGAGUUGAGUAACUUUUCAGAAUGCACGUCUGUUUACAUUGCGCCGAGGAAUGGACGCACUUCUGAAGUGAAUGUCAAUGGAGAAUGUUCACGGUGCUUGCUGGCGUCGCGGUAUGGAUGCGUUCCUGCUCUACCUUCUUCUGCUAAUUGGAAUUGCGAAGGGAUCAAAUUAUGGCUACGUGGAAUGGUCUGAGAGCGACAAAGAUCUCGAAAUUAAGGCUAAAUAUCCUGUUUACAGCACCAGCGAGACGACGUACCAGCAGCCGACCAUCUCCAGCACCGAGCGACCGGCGGUGGCGCAUAAGCUCGAGGAGGAUCUUCCGCGGGUGGUCACCGCUUUCCUCCACACCGGAGACUCAUCCACCCUGGAGCAUGUCAACUGCUCGCGGCGGUAUGAGCUGAGCAGUCUUCGCGGUGGAGCUCACGCCGCCUCGCACUCCUCCCUCCAAGGCGUGCUCGACACCGUGGCACAAGCCACCAACUUCCUAAACAUGCUCCUGCAGUCCAAUACCUCCAAGGAGCAGCAUCUGAGGAUGGAUAUCCAGUGGUACCACGCGCUGGUGUCGAGUAUGUUGGAAGGGAAUCCUAAAAUCCACCGGGCAGUGGUCACAUUUCACAUGGAGUCUCCUGAGGCGCCUGGUCCUCAGGUGUUUCUCCAGGCGACCAGAGGAGAGGAGCGCAUCGUGCUUAAAGAUCUGUCCACCACCGCGCGCCAUCGCCUUAAAAAUAGGACUUCUGAGUCCGACUGGUACAACGUGUUUCGGGACCGAAAAAAACACCAGCGGCUGGUCAAAAGUCGAGCUUUUCCAGCAGCGCAUGGCGGAUAUUUUCUUGACAAAAGUCAUAUCAAGUGGUCCUCGCCUUAUCUAGAGUGCGAGCACGGCAGGUUUGUGCCGCACUGGCUUUUAACGAUUUCCGCUGGCUUCUAUGGCUUGAAGAACAAGACAGCGCCUGAGUUUAGAGGAGUGGUACGUGUGGAUGUAAAUCUCCAGGAUGUGGACAUCGACCAGUGCUCCAACAGUGGCUGGUUUGCAGGAACUCACCGCUGUAACUUGACAUCUAUGGAGUGUAACCCAAUUGUGGGCCAUGGAUUUGUGCUGGACAAAUACAAGUGCCAAUGCAAGAGAGGUUUCUACUACCCAAGCCGAGUAGAACUCAAUGGCGUCUCAAAAACAGACCUGGGAACGUACACUGAUGAAUCAUGGGAAUUGUCUGGGAGAUGUUUGCCCUGUCGAGAAGGCUGUGAGUUCUGCCGGGAUGACACGCCAUGUCUGGCUCAAGAGGACACGGCCCUGCGACUGGCCAUGGUCUCCUUCCAGGGGUUCUGCAUGCUCUUGGACUUCAUCAGCAUGGUGGUUGUCUACCACUUUCGACACAACAAGAGAAUCAAAGCAUCUGGUCUUAUACUUCUUGAAGCAAUUCUUUCAGGAUCUGUACUUCUCUACUUUCCAGUAAUGAUACAGUAUUUGAAUCCAAGUGUAUUCCGGUGUAUUCUCCUGAGAUGGGUCCGUUUGCUUGGAUUUGCCAUCGUCUAUGGAACAGUGAUUCUCAAACUGUACAGGGUUUUAAAGGUGUUUCUGUCACGAACGGCCCAGCGGAUCCCUUACAUGACCAGCUGGAGGGUUCUGCGUCUGCUUGCUGUGAUUUUGCUGGUGGUCAUAUGGUUCCUGGCCGCGUGGACCUCUGCCGUAUGCCAGAACCACAACACACGUCAUGCCCUCAUUGACAUUGGUGUCACUCCAGAGGGCCUGCAGUUCAGCAUGUGCCUACUGGACAGCUGGGACUACAUGAUGGCUGCGGCGGAGUUCCUGUUCCUGCUGUGGGGUGUCUAUUUGUGCUACGCUGUAAGGACUGUGCCCUCUGCUUUCCACGAGCCUCGCUACUUGGCAGUGGCCAUUUAUAAUGAACUCCUCAUCUCUGCGAUAUUUCACAUCAUUAGGUUCUCUCUUGGCACUGGGUUGCACCCAGAUUGGAUGCUAAUGUUAUUUUUCGUCCAUACACACCUUACGGUGACCGUAACUCUGGGAUUGCUUCUCAUUCCAAAGUUUUUGUUCACUGGAACUCAUGCACGGGAGGAUAUAGCCACAGAGGCUUAUGAAGAUGAGCUGGAUAUGGGUCACUCGGGUUCCUGUCUGAACAGUAGCAUAACGUCGGCCUGGAGUGAGCACAGUCUGGAUCCUGAGGACAUUAGAGAGGAGCUGAAGAAGCUCUAUUCCCAACUGGAGAUCUAUAAAAGAAAGAAGAUGCUGGCCAAUAAUCCUCACUUACAGAAAAAACGCAGUUCCAAGAGGGGGCUUGGCCGGACACUUAUGCGGCGUAUCACAGAAAUACCUGAAACUGUGAGUCGCCAGUAUAGCCGGGAAGAUAGGGAUGGCAGUGACCAUGGGAGUAACAGAAGUACAUUGAGGAGAAACCCCUUUGACCCAUCUCACGCUGGCAAGUCAAGGGAAGAAUCUCUGAAGAGCAAGAUGUUCUCACUCAAGAGAUCUCAUAGCUACGAUCAUACACACGACCAAGGUGGACAAACCAAUGGGGUGCCUGGAGACAAAAUGGAGAAUUCCACAACUGAGGCAUCUCUGCUUGACACCUUGAUGGGGAGGAGGUCCAACAAGAAGAACCCUGAGGUACCAAAGGUGGAGUUAACCGAAUCUACAGAAUCAGUGCCAUUAGUGUGCAAAUCCGCCAGUGCGCAUAACCUAGCAGCAGAAAAAAAGCCUGUACAUCUUCGGACCUCAAUGUUGCAGAAGUCACUCUCUGUCAUUGCUAGUGCCAGAGAAAAGACACUAGGCAUUGCAGGGAAGACUCACAGUGUGGAAGACGCCAAUAAGAAGGCUCUCAAAGCAAGGGAAGGCACAGCACUUUCAGAGGUUGAUGAAUCCCCUGAGUGUUUACCAAAAAUGAUCAUCAGCCAAUCGGUUGAGUACACCAAAACGCCUAGUAAGAUGGGUAUCAUGAAGCAGCAAGUGAGCGGCAGUCAGCCCUCCAUUUGUUCAGAACCAGGGAAGAGCAAGGACCUUUACGACCUCUCUGAGGUCUGCCCUUGGGAAGUGGAGGAGUUACCAACUCCAUCAGAAGGCAAGUCCCAGAAGCAUGUUUCCAUUGCCCCCAAUGAAACCACCACAAUUCACGACAGCAGUGCAAAAAGUGGACACAAGUCUCAACACAAACAAAAAGGCUUGGGCCAAUCUCCGUCAAAUCGCCAUCGCUCCAGAGAUAAGACUGGGGAAAGGGAUGAAGGGAGAAAACCCAAAUCCCCUCUCAAUCUCACUACUCACAAAGAUGCAAGUGUGUGGAACUUUGAGGAUCCAUCGCUCCAAGCAAUGGACACUGCGGGACUGUCCCCUGAGAGAAUCAGUCGCAAGAAAAGUGUCACCCCAACAGACGGAAAGCCCAAGAUUUUCCUCUCAGAUAUCUCCAAGUCCACUGGAAGCCUUUUGCAACCUCCAGCUCUCAUGGUGGAUAUCUGCCCUUGGGAUUAUGAUCCUCCCCUGUCCCCCAACCAAGACAAAAUAUAUAGCCCCACACAUCAUUCAAAGAGAAGAGAUUCUUCCUCAAAAAGAAAAGGAUGCUCUUCUAAAGAGAAAGCUUUGAAGCAUAAAGAGGAUGACAAACGAAGCUCUAAAAGUAAGGAGCGGAGAAGCUCCUCGAGCAGAACCUCUGAAAAACGACGUACAAGCCAAUCAUCAGAGGGUGAUCAAGCUGCAAUGGUGGCAUCCGGCAGGAGGAGGAGCUCGACUAGAGACACCUCUUUCAGCAGCAGUAAGCGUACUGAAGUUUGCCCCUGGGAGACAGAGGCACUAUCAAGUGUUACCCCACAUGAUAAAGAUCCUCCAUCGACUGAAAACCACACAACCCAAACACCACCCACUUACCUCAACAUGGCUGACGUUUGUCCAUGGGACUAUGAUGAGAAGUCAGGAAAAAGUGCAUGACACUACACUCACAAUAUUAGACCAUUUCAGCAAGGUUUCUGAGAUGGCAGAUUCCAUAUUUAAAAAUUAAGACCCGUUCACACCAAGAGAGUUAACUCUAAUGAUAAUUUAAUUAAGUCCACACUGCAGUUAUGUUGUCUACUGCUUAAGUACUCAAGGUCCUUAAAAAGGGAAAUCUGAUUGGCUGUCAGUGUUUUUAUCAGUCUGCAGCUGAAAUCUUUUUUUUUUCCUGAAAGUGAUUGCAGUUAUAUAAAUCCUCUGUGUCAAUAUUGUUAUGACUGUAGUGUGACUUUGUUAUUCUCAUAAAAUUAGAACAGUCUAUUGUUAUAGUUAUUGUACUUGGUGUAAACGGGCCUUUAUCCCUUUCUUCAUGCCUGUUAAGUUCUUUUAUGUGACAUCUUUUAUUUUAUUUGUUAAUUGUUUUUUUUUUGAUAAUUCAGUGGCUCUCCUAAUGGCACAUUUUAAUUAGGAUGUUGAAACAACAGUUCCAUACUGAAUUAGAAUUCCAACAAUAUUUUUGAUGAAUGUUUUGUUACUAAGAACCAGAGACCUCAAAAGGAAAAUAAAUGAGAUAAAAAAUAAAUGUAUUAGAAAAAAUUAAUAAUGAAGUAAUUAAAAUACCACAAUGGGAUUACAGUUUAAUCAAUUUUAAAAAUAGUUUUUAAGGUUCAUACAGAACUCAAGCCCCACCCAUUUACUGUGCGUGCAGACUCGGGAAAAUUUGAACCCCCGACCCUGCCCAAAAACACUAGAAAGAAAAAGAGGAAGACAAACUCUCUAGCAGAUCUCAGUUGAAUCAUGUCACAAAGACGCUGUGCUCUGAAGUGUGAGGGAAAGUUAGUGUUAUUUUCCCUACUAGUCAGUUAUAGGGGUCAGUGGUUGAAGUAAUUUUUGCAAAAAUACCUCAGCAUUAUAGCCCCAGCCUUGUUUUUACAGAAUUGAAAUUACAGGUGUUUUCCGGUAGAAAUAACAAAACGGUAGGGUGGCGGGAGAUGGAUCUGAAAUACGGGACACUCCCGGGAAAAACGGGAGUGUUGGCUGGUAUGCUCACAUAUAAACUCUGCACUCUGACUUUUUCAAAAUUCUCAUUGGUGCCAUGGUGGGCAUUUCUCUCUGUCUCGCGCUUCAUGCAGGCGACCAAUCACAACAGACUUGGUCAUCGGACCAAUCAGUGCAGAUUAGCAUAGCGCUAAAGAGAGAUUUGGAAACAAAUGAACUGCUGAACAAAUCAUAUGGGAGUCAUUGGGAUAAUUAGGUAAAAUAAAUGCACAUUAUUGGACAAUGAAAGUGUUUUUGGACCGUGCAUGCAUAUCAGCCUGUUGUUGGAGACCCCCAAAACCAAAAUAUGAUCCUUCUUAAUGCAUAAAUUAUUUGGUUAAAAAUAUCAUAACUGAAUCCACCCUUCGGAUGUUUUUUUUUUUUUUUAUCAAAUAGAUCCCAGUCUGAGUUCAAAAUUUUGAAUAACCCAAAAGGCAGGUUUGACCCAAAUCACAUCUAAAAUUGGAUUACAUAGCCUGACGUUCUGUUACUUUUGAAAAAGCCAUUUCCAAGAUUUGAUCCAAUCUGUGAUCCAAAAUCUCACUUCAUUACUUUUGAAAAACUGGGCCCUGUACAUUGUACAUGUUAGUGAAUUAGUAGAUGUAACAUCAAUGGUUAAAAUAUCUGAUUAAAUAGUUUUUUUUUUCCAAAAAAGAGUGGUUAUGGGGAAAAACUGAGGCAAGUUGAGCAUGAAAAAUGCAAUUCAAAUACCAAAUGGUAUAAAGGUGUUCUUACAACAGCAUUUAAUAGGAGAUAAAAAUGGCUCAUCUUACCUCAUGCCUUUGUUUUCUGUCUUAAACUAAUAAAAUACACAAAAACUUUUAUAAGUUACAAGUAUUCACCUAGUGCUCACUUGAAGUGAGAAUGAUCAACAGUAUUUAGAUAUGGCUUUUAAAAAUAUACAGUAUGCCAUAAAGCUCAUAAAAUGGCAGUUUAAUAUAUUACAUAGCAAACGUUUCAUUUAUUUAUUUAUUUUGGGGGGUUGGGGUGGUAUAUUAUGGGGUAUUUUUCAUAUGCAUGGGUUGAGACAUGGUCUAAAACAGGGGUGUCCAAACUCGGUCCUGGAGGGCUGGUGUCCAGCUGAAAUUAGUUCCAGCUUGCUUGAACACACCUGCCAGGAAGUUUCUAGUGCAUCCGGAAAGUAUUUAUAGCGCUUCACUUUUUCCACAUUUUUUACAGUGCACCCGGAAAGUACUCAUAGCACUUCACUUUUUCCAUUUUUUUUAUGUUACAACCUUAUUCCAAAAUGAAUUAUAUUAAUUUAUUUCCUCAAAAUUCUAGCAGCUUUUUCAGCAGCUUAAUUGGAAUUUACUUGUGGUAAAUUCAGUUGAUUGGACAUGAUUUGACAUGAUUGGACAUGAAGGCAUACACCUGUUAUAUAAGGUUUCAGGGUUGACGGUACGGGUCAAAGCACAAAUCAAGCAUGAAGACAAAGGAAUUGUCUGCUGCUCUGAAAGUUCCAAUGAGCACAGUGGCCUCCAUCAUCCGUAAGUGGAAGAUGUUUGGAACCACCAGAAUACUUCCUAGAGCUGGCUGGCCAUCUAAGCUGAGUGAUUGGGGGAGAAGGGCUUAGUCAGGGACUAAGCUCCAGCGUUCUUCUGUGGAGAGAGGAGAACCUUACAGAAGGGCAACCAUCUGAGCAGCAAUCCACCAGUCAGGCUUGUAUGGUAGAGUGGCCAGACGGAAGCCACUCCCCACCUGGAAUUUGCCAAAAGGCAUCUGAAGGACUCUCAGACCAUGAGAAACAAAAUUCUCUGGUCUGAUGAGACUAAAAUUGAACUCUUUGGAGUGUGAAUGCCAGGUGUUACCUUUGGAGAAAACCAGGCGCCACUCAUCACCAGGCUAAUACCAUCCCUACAGUGAAGCAUGGUGGUGGCGAAAUCAUGCUGUGGGGACGUUUUUCAGCAGCAGGAACAGAAAGACUAGUCAGGAGAGAGAGAAAGAUGAGUGCAGCAAUGUACAGAGACAUCCUGAAUGAAAACCUGCUUCAGAAUUCUCUUGACCUCAGACUGGGGUGACGGUUCAUCUUCCAGCCGGACAAUGACCCAAAGCACACCAGCAAAAUAUCAAUGGAGUGGCUUCACAAGAACUCUGUGAAUGUCCUUUAGUGGCCCAGCCAGAGCCCAUAGCUAAGUCCUAUUGAACAUCUCUGGAGAGAUCUGAAAAUGGCUGUACACCGAUGCUUCCCACCCAACGUGAUAAAGCUUGAGAGGUACUGCAAAGAGAAAUGGGGAAAAAUUAACAAAGUCAGGUGUGCCAACCUUGUGGCAUCAUAUUCAAAAAGACUUAAGGCUGUAAUUGCUACCAAAGGUGCAUCAACAAAGUAUUGAGCAAAGACUGUAAAUACUUAUGCACAUGUGAUUUAUCAGUUUUUUUUCUUUUAAUAAAUUUGCAACAAUUUCAAAAAAUCUUUUUUCACAUUGUCAUCAGGGGGUAUUGUGUGUAGAAUUUUGAAGAAAUAAAUGAAUUUAGUCCGUUUUGGAAUAAGGCGGUAACAUAAAAAAAUGUGGAAAAAGUGAAGCGCUAUGAAUACUUUCCGUAUACACUGCAGUAAGAGCUUGAUUAGCUGGGUAAAGUGUGUUUGAUUAGGGUUGGAGCUAAACUCUCCAGGACAACAGCCCUCCAGGACAGAGUUUGAAUAACCCUGGUUUAAAAUGUUUCAAACAUUCCUUUCUGUCAAAAAUAACCAAUGAAUGGCAAAGACCAGACAACUGUACACCAGCAGAAUGCAAUUUUAUUUCGUGGUUUGAUUUUUUUCGGUGAAACAUUUCCAUCAGUAAUUGCAUGAAUGCAAGUAGAACCAAGCUACUGUUUUAAUCUGUGUUGAAUAUUGACAGAACUGCUUAUUAAAGCAUUCGUUUGAUCACUGCAUGGGUACACUUAUAUGUUGCAUUGUUGUUGGUACAGGAUUGUUUUCCCCCCACUUUUAAUUCUUCUUGACUUCUGUUCUGUUGUGAUUUGUAUCAGUAUCUUCUGUCUUCUGCCACCCUAUUGGUGAUUGUUGCAUCAUUGUAUACAAAGUCACAUUGGCUCUUGCAUGACAGUAAGUAAAUCUGUCCUUCUACUGCACAUUACAAUCUUUAUCAGCAGGAGUGUUGUGAAUCUAUUGAAUAUCUUAAAAAAAUACAUUCCUAACUUCAAUUUUAUGCAGUUGUUCUUUUCAAAGGAAAUCCACUCCAGGAACAUUUCUAUUGUAAAUAUAUAUAUUGUGUGUUUAUAUGUGAUAGCAUGUACAUACAAGACUUCCUGCAAUAAA